Physcomitrium patens is the source of this 2301-nucleotide messenger RNA. RefSeq lists its product as uncharacterized. The record is from RefSeq and is a predicted model, not a curated record. NCBI's taxonomy places the organism in Eukaryota, Viridiplantae, Streptophyta, Bryopsida, Funariales, Funariaceae.
CUUAUCUAAUUGUGGGCGAAGGUCAUCUAAAUCCUAGUCAUCAUCUCACGCAAUUUCCCUGUUUUUUCAAAUCCGAGGUUUCAGUGAUCUUAAAAAAGCACCUACUUAGAAACUUUCUUCCAUGCGAAUUCGGAACAGUUAACUGCUACCGACGAUCUUGCAGUGGAUUAUCACUUGCAUUCUACACAAGGGAUGUUUUAGACCAGGGCAAUCUGGCUCCCACUGCUUCAUCAGGUUGGUGCAGCGGAACAGGAUUGGUGUAAAGAUCUCUGGUCUCUGGUGUCGAGGCUCUUCUGAUUCUCAGCCAGAGACGGAUUUUCGACUAUCAUUUUUGUCGAACAACGGAGGAAAAUGAUGACAUGGGGUGAGGAAUUCUUAAAACUUGGGAACGUGAGUGAAGUUUUGUCGGACUCGUAGUCACCUCUUGCCCUGUAUUGAGGUGUUGCUGAGGUGUUGUACAUGAGGUGUUGCUGUAAACGAGCCCCCUCGUUUGUCCGUUUUGUUACACGAAACGCUUUGGGCGACAGGAAUUCCGAAGGUCAUGCGUUUUUUUGGUUUACAGGAAGCGGAGGAAAUAAUUCAAGCCAUAGGAAUAUAGACGACUCAAUGAACAAGGCACCUGCGGAUAUAAUGUCGGUUCGCCAGACGCGUACGAGUCACCUUCAGUUGAAGGUCAUGCGGGCCUUGGCAGUCGACGCGUGCACUUUCCGACAGGUGCGGACAUGGGUCCAUGUAAAAGUGUUUUACAAGAAUACGCUCUACACAACUGAAACGGUAAAAGAUAUGGGAAAGAAUCCAAUCUGGGCAACGAUUUCCGAGGAAGCCAAUUGGUUUCCUUUCGACUUCACGGAGCAGGAUGACAUUGUCACCCUAGAGCUGUUCAACAGGAACAAUGACAGUAUUGGGAUAGCUAAACUUAAAUUUCGAGACGUAUCUGGUAUGUCACCGGAGAGCACUCCAGAGGAGAGGAUCUUACCUGUGAUGGUGCCGGUGCUAGGUUGGAAAAAAGAGAAGCAGUCGGGACAAUUAGUGGUACUGACCCAAAUGAAGAGGAGUGAGGCAUCCGGAGAGUACGGGGAUCUCAUAUUGACGCUUCGGAAAGGAUAUCUCAAGGGAGCUACAUCUCGGAUAUCCAAGGUGUCCGAUAUCCAAGCAUAUCUUACCUACAGGCACGUAACAUUCAAAAGUGAUAAACUUCACAAGACUGGAGAUAAAUUUGUGUGGCUUGAAGGAUCAGGAGGAACUUUCAAUUUCUUGAUCAACAAGACAGACCCUAAUGAUAAAAUCAAGAUCCAGGUGUUCAAUCAUCGCUUAUUAGCGGGAGAAUGCGAUAUUUUGCUGGAGUCGUUGAAGAAAGUCGAAGCUAUCACUUUGCCUUUGCUCUUGAAAGACAAACCUGUGGGAAGUAUUGAAGUGACGACCUUCCUGAAAGCUGUAACGGUGGACCUCAACGCAUCUGACAAUCCGAAGGAAGCGCUCAAUAAACGUGAAGAGUUGGUCAUCAAGCUUGAACGGCAGAAGAAGUUGUUUGAGAAAUCUCCACACAUUGCUAACUUCCUUGCUCUGCGGACACAACGACCCUAGGGUUGCUGGAUGGAGAGAAAGCAUAGAACAAGUGCUCAGUGCACUUCCCAGAAAACUUACACUUGAACAAAAAUGGAGUGUAUCUUCUUCGAGUCUCUCCAAUGACGACCGAAAAGUGCAGCAUGCUGUUUUGUUUCAAGCAAACGGGUGUGUUCAGCUUCGAUGUUAGCACGUUGGGUUUAUAUGGAUAUGGUACAGAGGCAACAAUAUACUUUGCAACGCUUGCUAGAUACGUAUGUACAUGGGGUACGGGACGGUGGUAGUGAUGAAACUGUUCCUGACAUGGCAGAUUUUUGGACCAGCAUGGAAGGAACCGGAGCAAUGAGGGCAUCGAUCGAUGCUGCCAUCGCAACUGUGGAUUUAUAUGCUUGGUUGCUGUAUCAGGUGUCAGUUAUCCCUAGAGUUUUUUGUCUCAAUAAAGUUCAGUUGCAAGAAGUGUUGAAACUCCGAUGGGAAUGGAGCGUUGAUAGUCAUAUGAAGAACCUCUGAAAUUGUCGAGGAAAUCAUAUGUCUGUUACAUGUAUUAUACUGUUUCAGAAGACAUGCUAACUUGGCAUCAAUUAGAUGUAGAGUUACGUUGUAUAUUCACAUUUGUUAGUGUUAUGAAAGGACACAGCUUCAAACUUGAUAGGUCAACCUCUUUGUACUCUCUUUUAGUUCUUCCUAAAUUCCCCUUUAGUUCUACAUGUUAUCUGAGCUGAUAUAUUCACUCUUAAA